Molecule: messenger RNA, 1251 nt
Organism: Pichia kudriavzevii
Lineage: Eukaryota; Fungi; Ascomycota; Pichiomycetes; Pichiales; Pichiaceae
Exons: 1
Coding region: 1-1251 (416 amino acids)
Biological process (GO): endoplasmic reticulum unfolded protein response; retrograde protein transport, ER to cytosol
Cellular component (GO): endoplasmic reticulum lumen
Source: RefSeq, a predicted model, not a curated record
AUGUUUGUUGAAUACAGGUCGGUUCUUUUAUUAUCAUUAUUGUUAUUAUCCUCUUGCGGGUUAGGAAAAAGCACAAGAAGUUACGAUAAAAAAUACCAGAUUUAUCGGCACUUAAACAAGGCGAAUGAAACAUUUAUACAAAAUGCAUGUGAUACAUUGAGCUUCAAAUGCUAUUCCUUAUAUGUAGACCAAUUAGAAUAUCAUUGUUUGAUUCCACUAGUGAAUGACACACUUGAAACAGAGAAGGUGGAAGCUAAAGAUGCAGCACAGCUCGAAGCUGAAAAAGAUCAAGCAAUAGAAGUUAUACGGAACUUUAACUUGGAAAUGAGAGGAAAGGUUGCUUUAAAGCCUGCGGGAUACUGGUAUUAUGCAGUGAGGUUUGAUCAUGAUAUUCAUCAGUACCACGUGGGCGCUUCAGGAUUGCCUGACUAUAACUAUAAACUUGCAGCAUGGUCGAAUAAUGACCCAUCAAUUUCCUUUGAUUCCAAACCAUACCAUAAGGAACCUGAGGCAGAAGAUCCUUAUGCGAUUAAGUCUAACUUUGAGGUGAUCGAAACAGAAGACAAAACAAAGUAUGUUUCACAAAGAAUAUCCAAUGGAGAGACAUGUGACCUAACGGGUUUACCACGUACAACCACCAUCAACUACUUCUGUAAUGUCAAUUUAAAAUCCCCUUUAAUAGUAUCCGUCAAUGAAUGGAGGACGUGUGAGUAUAUCAUUGAUUUACAAAGUAGCUACUUUUGCGAUUAUGAUAUGUGGAUGCCACCGAAAACUUUAAUGAACCACCACAUUGAUUGUUAUCCAAAUACAGAUACUUUUGAAACUUUAGGAGAGAAGAUAGAUAUUCAUGGACUGGUUCUCGACCCUCUAACAGAAGGAGUUUUUUUAGGUAGGAGAGGUGAAUCUAGAAGAUUUGUUGUUUUAUUAACCAAGGAUUACAACUUGUGGAAUGUAAAUGGAAUCGAUCAAGAUGUCCAAUUUGAACAUUUGCUCUCAGACAUAGCUUCUGGAUUUCAGAAAUAUACAAGAAACUUGAAAUUAAGUACAUAUAUAGACGAUAUUUCAACGAUAGUGCUACUGGAUGAUACUUUCAAGCUGGGAUUCGAGACGUAUGACGGCAGUGGCUCAUAUAUUGGCAACAUCAUGGUAGAGCAUGACAGAAACGGUUAUUUUGUAAGUUAUUUUACAGAUGAAGAUAUACCGGAGGAGUCCAACUGGUUAGAAUAUGAGUCGAUUCUAAUGCUCCAAUAG